Bolinopsis microptera is the source of this 2185-nucleotide messenger RNA. RefSeq names its product protein disulfide-isomerase A5-like. Gene Ontology annotation, molecular function: protein disulfide isomerase activity. NCBI's taxonomy places the organism in Eukaryota, Metazoa, Ctenophora, Tentaculata, Lobata, Bolinopsidae. Gene Ontology annotation, cellular component: endoplasmic reticulum. The record is from RefSeq and is a predicted model, not a curated record. Bases 26 to 1915 code for a protein of 629 amino acids. The transcript is spliced from 14 exons. Gene Ontology annotation, biological process: protein folding.
AACAAAUAAUUUGAGCAGGGGUUUUAUGUUACUGAAAGUAGCGGUGUUGUGCUGCCUUACAUUUGCUGUAACAUCCAAGAAAGCAAGCAAAAGUGAGCUGGUUCAAAUAAAAGAUUUAAAAGACUGGAAAAAAGAGCUCCGAACAAAGAAAAAUGUUCUUGCACUUUUUACAAAGGACAGUAAGCAGUCCAGUCAGUUAUUGAAGGUGCUUGACAGCGUGUCUAUAAAGAUGAAAGGAAGAGCAACGGUGAUCAGUGUCGACUGCACUGAGGCUGCCAAAAUGUGUAAAAAGCUCAAGAUGUCACCAAAGCCUUACCUUCUCAACCAUUACAACAACGGAGAAUUCAACAAGGAGUACGACAGAAAACAGACAGAGGAGUCUAUGGUGUUGUUCUUACAAGAUCCGAUGGGAGACGUUCCUUGGUCUGAAGAGGAAGCUUCUAAAGAUGUAAUGCACCUCGAUUAUCAAUCCUUCAAACGGUUACUGAGAAAGACAGAGCUGCCCAUAUUGACCAUGUUCUAUGCACCUUGGUGUGGACAUUGUAAACGAAUGAAGCCUGAGUUUAACGGAGCUGCUACUGCUAUGAAAGGACGUGCACUGCUGGUAGGUGUUAACUCGGACGGUUCACAAGGAACAGGUCCAUCUCAAGAGUACAACGUGUCCAGCUUCCCUACUAUACUAUACUUUGAGAAGGGAACUUUCAAAUACAAGUUUACUGGACAGAGGACUAAAGAUGGUAUGAUAUCAUGGUUGGAGAACCCGACCGAGGAUGUUAAAGAGGCAGAAACAAAGGAGGAGACUACUUGGGCUGAGGAGGAUGAGAGCCCUGUGGCUCAUCUUACUACGGACACUUUUAAACCUUUCAUAGCUGAACAUAAAAGUGUUUUGGUGAUGUUUUACGCGCCAUGGUGCGGGCACUGUAAAUCCAUGAAACCAGAAUACAGUAAAUCAGCAAUAAGAAUGGAUGAGGAGGGUGUUGAAGGGAAGUUGGCAGCUGUUGAUGUGACGACCAACAGGCCACUGGGAGAAGAGUUUGGGGUUAAGAGUUUCCCGACAGUUGUGUACUUCAAGAACGGAAACAAAACAUUCGAACAUCCUGGAUUGAGAAAAGAACCGGAUAUCAUGAAGUUUAUGAAGGAUCCUAAGGAACCGCCUCCGCCCUCACCCGAGGAGGCCUCUUGGAGUGAACAGGAGAGUUCAGUGGAACAUUUCACUACCACUGAUUUCGAGAAAGCAGUAAAAAGGAAGAAACACAGUCUGAUCAUGUUCUACGCUCCAUGGUGUGGGCAUUGUAAGACAGCUAAACCCGAGUUUACAGGAGCAGCUGAACAGCUCGCUGACAAUAAUAAGGUAAUGCUGGGAGCAGUUGACUGCACCGCCGCCCCCAACAAGGAAGUCUGUGCCAAGUAUGGUGUGAAAGGUUUCCCAACUUUAGUGUACCUCAGUUACGGUGCUAUGCCGCACAAGUACUCUGGGGGCCGGGACCAGGCUGCUUUUGUCAAGUCGAUGUCGAGCGAUGAUCCCAGUGCGGGUAUGACACCCUUAGAGGCACCAAGUGGUGACAAGGGUAAGGUGGUGUGGGGAGGUGAAGAUGUGACCCAUGUAGCUACUGCUGACCAUGAUACUUUUAUAGCUGGGGGUAGCCCUGCUUUCAUGCUUUAUUACAAAAAGGGAUGUAGCACGUGCAAAUCGGUACAGGACGCCUUCUCAGCGGCCAGCAAGCUCCUUAAAUACCAUUCCAUCACAUUCUCCGCGUUCCAGUGUCCACCACGAUCUCAUAAUCCGCAUUGUUCUGGCAAUGAGCCACGAAUUGUGGUUUAUUACAGUGCAAGUAGGCACGUUGUGUACAAGCAUUCUACUGUUAGUUCCAGGGACAUGGUUAAUUUCAUCAAUGCGGCUAAAGAUGAAUUGUAGUUUGAGAUUUGCAGCUUUGCAUUCUUUCAGUUUAUUUUCGGGUUUUUUCCUAUUUUUAAUUUUUCAAGUCCAGCUAGUUCCCAAACUAAACAUGAUUAGCUUUAAAGUUUUCUAUUUCUAGAGAUAUAACUUUAUGACUUUGUAGACCGUUAAAGAUAGUUUUUAUUAUCAGAUCUUUAUGUUAAGAGUCCUAUUAUUACGAUUAUUAUUUUGUAUCGUUACAUAUUGUAGUGUAUAACGUACAUUUUAGUCAUUUGCAUGUCCAUAGAA